GGUGGAGCAAAUAGUAACACACUGUAUAAACCUUCACAUCUACUGAAGAUGGUUAUUUAACUUUCUGAAAUACACAUUGAUAUUUGUAAUAAUAUUCAUGUGUAUAUAAAAACACCUCUUUGUUUUCAAAAUUCAGUACCAUAGGUAGGUAUAACAUACUCUGUGUGUGAACUUGAAUAGAAGUUCAGCUAGUUAUUUUUAUUCCUGAACAGUGAAAAUGUACCACUUCUUGAAUACCCGUCGUUGCAGAAGCAUCAAAAUAAAUCUUCAGAAUCAUCAUUGUCAAUUCUGAAGAUUAUUAUAUUUCGAAAUGCGUGAAGUCAUCUCAAUCCACGUCGGCCAAGCUGGAGUCCAAAUUGGAAAUGCCUGUUGGGAACUGUAUUGCCUCGAACACAAUCUGGACAAAGAAGGCUAUAACGUUAGCAAGGAGGUUACCAGCGAUACCAGUUUCAGCACAUUCUUCAGCGAGACUUCUUGUGGAAAACACCUCCCGAGGACCGUUUUCGUCGAUUUGGAACCAACUGUGAUAGAUUCGGUUAGAUUAGGCGAAUACAAAAGCUUAUACCAUCCAGAACAGCUGAUUAGUGGAAAAGAAGAUGCCGCAAAUAACUAUGCGAGAGGGCAUUAUACUGUAGGAAAAGAAGUGAUCGAUCAAGUUAGCGACAGGAUCAGAAAACUUACCGAUCAAUGUGGAGGCCUUCAAGGAUUCCUUCUGUUCCACUCUUUUGGUGGAGGUACUGGAUCAGGUUUCACAUCACUCUUGAUGGAAAAACUAUCGGUGGACUACGGAAAGAAGAGCAAACUGGAAUUCGCCGUCUAUCCUGCUCCACGUAUAGCGACAGCAGUCGUGGAGCCCUACAACGCUGUACUUACCACACACUCUACCCUUGAACACUCUGAUUGCGCCUUUAUGGUAGACAACGAAGCCAUCUACGACAUCUGCGUCAGAAAUUUGAACAUCCCAAGACCGGGCUAUUCUAAUUUGAACAGGCUUAUUGCUCAGAUCGUCUCAUCCACUACAGCAUCUUUGAGGUUUGAUGGUGCAAUGAACGUCGAUUUAACAGAGUUCCAGACAAACUUGGUACCAUAUCCUAGGAUUCAUUUUCCUCUGGUUACGUAUGCACCAAUUUGUUCUGCAGAUAAAGCCUUCCAUGAACAGAUGUCAGUGACAGAAAUCACCAACUCUUGCUUUGAACCAUCCAAUCAGAUGGUGAAAUGCGACCCUAGACACGGCAAAUACAUGGCGUGUUGCAUGCUUUACAGGGGAGAUAUCGUUCCCAAAGAUGUCAAUGGUGCAAUUUCGCUUAUCAAGAGCAGAAGGAACAUCCACUUCGUCGAUUGGUGUCCUACAGGCUUCAAAGUCGGAAUCAAUUAUCAACCCCCAACUGUUGUGCCCAAUGGAGAUUUGGCCAAGGUAUCAAGGGCAGUGUGUAUGUUAUCAAACACGACAGCUAUAGCGGAAGCCUGGUCUAAAUUGGAUGCAAAAUUCGAUCUAAUGUAUGGAAAAAGAGCAUUCGUUCAUUGGUAUGUUGGUGAAGGUAUGGAAGAAGGAGAGUUUAGUGAGGCUAGAGAAGAUCUUGCUGCACUGGAAAGAGAUUAUGAAGAAGUGGCUCUGGAUACUGCAGGCGAAGGCGAAGGUGAUGACGGGACUCUCGAUUUUAAUGAAGAUUAUUGAAAUUUGUGUUUUGUUAUAUUUGUAAUAGUGUUUUGAUUGUAUCUGUUACUCUGAAGUCUCGUACAAUAUUUUAACCCUGUUUUAUAAAUCCAAAUAUUAUUCGUUCUAUCUUUAUAAUAAAUUAUUAUACUACCACAAGAAUUUGAUUUUCCCAUCUUUAAAAUUUUUAGUUACAACAAUAAACUUCA
Phaedon cochleariae (mustard beetle) is the source of this 1863-nucleotide messenger RNA. Lineage: Eukaryota; Metazoa; Arthropoda; Insecta; Coleoptera; Chrysomelidae. The record is from the annotation of a GenBank genome assembly.